This is a messenger RNA of Marchantia polymorpha subsp. ruderalis, 3159 nucleotides long. The record is from the annotation of a GenBank genome assembly. NCBI's taxonomy places the organism in Eukaryota, Viridiplantae, Streptophyta, Marchantiopsida, Marchantiales, Marchantiaceae.
AGACUUUAACACAACAGCAGUAGAUCCGAAGCAAGGCAUGCAGGAAGGCAGACACGGUCGGGCUUCUGCUGCUGACUUUGCUAAUGACAGUAGUGGGUGUUUAAUUAUUCCAUUUUGUGAAGUGGACUGCUCUGCUCUGCUCUGAGUCGAGUCGGUGGUUUGUUACUCUGCUUUCUGGAUGAAGAUUAAGCUCUCAGGAAUCUGCUUUUCUGGCCGCUUGCCUCUUUUCCCGACGUUGACAGCAAUUUGCUCAUCCGACUUACAGUGAUCGCAUAACCUGCUCUCGAGUGAAUGCUGUACGAAUGUGAGUCGGGAAGCUCAGUGCAGUUCAAUCCAUUUCCGAAAUUGUGCUGGAGAGUAGACGGUGUUCAAAUUUGGACCUCUCCGACAGCCGUAAUGUGCUUUCGGUCAUGAACCUUGACCUUCACAGAAGAUCUUACAGGGAGAGUGAAUUGGAAAAGAAGCGAUCAUUUAUUGGCGAAGGUGUCUGUGUAUGAGAGGCCAUUUGACAAGAGUACAACUACAUAGGCACCUGAUCGCGAGAAGAGAGGACGCAGGAAAGGGGAGCCGCAGGUGCAAUGGGUCCAGUGGUACGGAUUUUGUGCCCACUGAGUCUUUUAGAAGGCGAUCGUUUGCUGUGGUUGGUGGGCUCUCCGAGCCUGCCUUUGACAAUUCUCUCUGCCCUCCGUUGUGUGAAAUUUGCGAGCGAUACCGGCGAACCAGAUUUGUCGAGUGAAGCAGACGAAUUACAGUUUAUCGUACCGAGAGGUCUGGAGAUUUUGGGGGCAAUUGUCGUCGAUGAUGGUGGUCCUGAAGGUGUACAGAAAGCUGGAGAGUAUGCUCUCAAGAUGAGAAGUAUGUUGGGACAAUCUGCCGCUUCAGCAAAAUCGGUUGACGUUAUUUCUGGUAUUUCAGUUGAUGCUAGUGGAAAUGUGGAGUACCACUUGUAUCAACCGGGAGAGCCUCCCAAUAUAGAGUUACUGGAGAUCAAUCAAAAUUCAAAUGAUUUUGAUGCCACUGUAUGGAGGAACCUGAGUCUGCUGUAUUGCCAAAUGGAAUUCAAUGUACCCUUGUACUUAUCCGCCACACCGAAUGCAUCAGAUUACACAGCACAACUUGUAGAUGCAGUGGAACACAUAAUGGGAGACUUAAAAAGCUCAAGGGUAGUGUUAUUGGCCAAAGGUUCGUCUGCUAAGGCUCUCAAGCAAGGCGUGGUGCUGAUUCAACCAUUUAAUCAGUUGAAAGUCCAGCGGGAGACAGCCCAGGGAAUUAGUGGCGAUACGAGAAAAGAAGGCGUACAACAAAGCUCCCUAUGUUCUGACUUGAGUCAACCUCCAUCUUUUUUCACAACUUCGUCCGGCGUUCAGCUACCAGAGCCAGUAGAGCUGACGAUAAUGUUACAACAGUCCAGCAUUGCUAAUGGAAAAGUCACAGCCCCAGUCGUUCAGUUUGUACCAGCAGCGGAGAAUGCAACCACUGUCCAAAUAUUGAAGUUAAGCAUGGCUGUUGUGUGCAUGGGAGGCAGUCAAAUGCCGCUAGUGGAUGCUGCAACAGAUUUAAUCUUGCCAGCACUUCGUGACCAACUUGCGGCCAUGAAAAGAGUUGCAAUGAAGAACACGGCACACAAAGCAGAGGUAUGCUCUUAUCAAUUUUGUCCUCCAGGAUGGCUGCAUCCAGUCACAGCCAUAUAUGACCUUAGCCAUGGUGAAACGGAAUUGGCAUUGGUUGAAGAAAGAAAGAAUCUACAUCGCAGACUAGGCCUGACAUUGGAUCGCCCAUUGCUUCGAACUGCAAAUGCUGUUUGCUUGAGAAAUAUUGAGGCAGUUGCCUCCCGGACGUCAGGUACAAAGCGACUGACUGAUGUUCACGUUGGUUUGAUCAAUUCGGGUGUAUCUGGAGGGCGCCAAAGUUUGGUUCAGGGGUCUUAUGAGUACUACCAUUAUCUUCAAGACCGAAUAGAUGAUAACGGGUGGGGAUGCGCAUAUCGUUCCCUUCAAACAAUCGUCUCUUGGUUUCGACUUCAGCACUACACUACGCUUCCUGUGCCAUCUCACGAAGAGAUACAACAAACUCUUGUGGACAUUGAAGACAAAGAGCCGUCGUUUGUUGGUUCAAAGGAGUGGAUAGGUGCGAUUGAGAUCAGUUUUGUGCUGGAUAAGCUCUUGGGGGUGUCCUGUAAAAUUUUGAACGUGUCAAGUGGAGCUGAGAUGCCAAGCUACUGUCGUCAACUAGCUUUACAUUUCGAAACCCAGGGCACUCCUGUUAUGAUUGGGGGUGGUGUUUUGGCUUACACUUUGCUUGGCGUGGAUUACAAUGAGCUGACCGGCGACAGCUCCUUUCUGAUUUUGGACCCUCAUUACACGAAAGGCGAGGAUCUUAAAGCUAUAAAAAGUGGAGGAUGGGUUGGAUGGAAAAAGGCAGUUUCUCAAACGGGCCAACCCUUUUUUCUCCAAAAUAAAUUCUACAAUCUUCUUUGCCCACAAAGACCCAAUACAGUGUAGGACCUUCACCGCAGGAUGCCCGAAUGGAAAAUUCUAGCGAGGUCCACUUUAGCUGCAUCUGUUCGAAGAAGAUGAACUCCACAAUGUUUCAGCUGGAAGCUGGCUGCGUCGAACGUUUGAAUUGAAGUCUUCCAUGACGCAAGUUUCCUUACGUUUGACAAUUAAUCAGCUCCAGUUCGGUCCAGACCAGUUCAAACAGGUGAGCAAUGUCGUUCAUGCAACGAGUGACCGCAGGAUUGGAAUAUGGACUCCCGAUGGCCUCCUUGAACCUGGAGGUUAUCAUAGAGAGCGGAGCGGCUUCAUCAUCACAUCAGACUGACAGGAUACACCAUGGUGGCCGAGGAACAGAACAAGUCAACAGACAGGCAGGGUUUUUGUGUGUAUGUGGAGAUUCCAGUUUUGCCAUAUGAAGAAAUUUGAAUUUGGACGGCAUUGCAGAUUCUGCAUUUUGAGUUUUAGGCAUCGUACAUGGGUCUUAGUCUUCUUCGUGACCAACGAUUCAUUCUGCGUUUUGAGAAGCAUUCUUGGUCACAUGUGGGAGCCGUAUCCAGGAGUUUUGUCAGGUUGUGUAUGACCGACAUUUCAUGAAGUUUGUCCGUAAGUUAUCAUCUUUUCAGCCUACAGUAUGGACGUCUAUUCUGCUUCUAUGAAGAGAGCA